AAUUCGCUGCAUCUGCUUACGGUGGUGGAUCUGAGAAACUCAAAAUCCCGCUUCAAGCGUUUUGAUUCAUACCACAAGGCAAAGCCAGCGGUACCCAACAUACAACCAAUUCCCAGUAUCUCAACAAUCGAUAUUUCUGGCGUCUUCCAAACGAACCCAACCAUAAUGAAUGAUUUGAGAGUUUUUGGACUGGCAACUAACGUACUAGCAGGCAAGGCAAGUAGUGUUGGAGCAAGGAGUCAAGCUGCAAGUGCCAGGGAAUCCGAAUCCGAGAAGGAGAAGGAUUGGUUUGGCGCCAAGGUUCAAAGUGUGGAUUUGAAUAAAGAAGAACGGUGUCGUUCUGUUUAAUUGGAGUCUGUCUGUUUAGUUGAAACGCUGUCGUGUCUGUUUGGUUGGAGUCAGUCUGUCGUAUUGGUUAAAUGUCUGUUUAGUACUUGAGUUUGGUAAAGAGUCAGUUUAGUCCAUUGUACAGUUAUGGUAGAAGAAGAAGUGUAGAGAUCAUGCUGCUGAUUUGCAGGGAGAUCGAGUUAGUGGUCAGUGCUGUGAAAGCCAGGUCUGUUGGCUGAAACACAGUGGUAUUUAAAGUUGGUUAUCAAUCUCGAAUAAACUGUCAGUUUGCAAAUUCUU
This is a messenger RNA of Linum tenue, 627 nucleotides long. The record is from the annotation of a GenBank genome assembly. Lineage: Eukaryota; Viridiplantae; Streptophyta; Magnoliopsida; Malpighiales; Linaceae.